This is a messenger RNA of Ailuropoda melanoleuca (giant panda), 2812 nucleotides long. RefSeq names its product transmembrane protein 100 (gene TMEM100). NCBI's taxonomy places the organism in Eukaryota, Metazoa, Chordata, Mammalia, Carnivora, Ursidae. Gene Ontology annotation, cellular component: plasma membrane. Gene Ontology annotation, biological process: cellular response to BMP stimulus. The transcript has 2 exons. The record is from RefSeq and is a predicted model, not a curated record. The coding region runs from base 316 to 720 and encodes 134 amino acids.
GAAAGACAAGCGUCAUUUAGGAACGGAGGUAGAGCGAAAGAAGGAACUCCAGGGUCUGAAACCAACCACACAGCACAGUAUUUUUCUACCUUUUCUUUUCCCCAGAGGAGAUUCAUGUCCUAUCAUUUUAUUGACAGACGCGCUAUUACAGGCUCUUUUCCCAGAAGUUGACCGAAGAAACCCAAGCGCUGCUGUUUCUUCCCUCCCAAGUCCGGUGGCUCCCCUGCUAAUGGACUGCUUUUCUCUGAGCUUCCACCCUGGAGAGAGCCCCCAGGUCUAGUCUGUGAACCCAGCUAGGAAACAUCGCUAGCAAAAAUGACUGAAGAGCCCAUAAAGGAGAUCCUGGGAACCCCAACGUCUUCCAAGCCCAUGACAAUGGAGAAGAGCCCCAACAGUGAAGUGGUGGUCACCACGGUCCCUUUGGUCAGUGAGAUCCAGCUGACGGCUGCUACCGGGGGUGCUGAGCUCUCCUGUUACCGCUGCAUCAUCCCCUUCGCCGUGGUGGUCCUCAUCGCGGGGAUAGUGGUCACUGCUGUGGCUUACAGCUUCAAUUCCCACGGCUCCAUCAUUUCCAUCCUGGGUCUGGUCCUCCUGUCAUCUGGACUUUUUUUGUUAGCCUCCAGUGCCUUGUGCUGGAAGGUGAGGCAGAGGAGCAAGAAAGCCAAGAGACGGGAGAGUCAGACAGCUCUUGUGGCAAAUCAGAGAAGCUUGUUUGCCUAGGACUGAAGGAGACCACAUGGGAUAUGUGGCCUGAAAACCUUCCUCUUGCUGUGUCAUCCACUUCACCCAGAACUAGAGUGGGAGAGGAUGAACGGUGCAUUGCAGCAGACCAGGGGGCUGGGGGUGAACUGAUGGUGGGAGGGCAGAGGGGGUUCUUUUGGAUGAAGAAUCUACUUGUGUCUUCCUUAAUGACAAACUUAACUCUAAGGGCUAUUUCUAAGACUGAAAAAUCAGCUUUUUCUCUGUAUUAGACAUUUGAGGGGUCAUGGGAGGUGCACGGCAUUAGACAACGUUUGGUUCACCUUGGAAAGUGGCCAAGGAAAUAUGAGAAAAUAGUCAGAUAGUUCUGGCACACCAGCGACCUGCCUCAAAAAAAAAAAUACAAAAACUCACACUUUUAAGAAGUUGUAUCAUAAAAAAAUAUUCUGCCGAGAUUCUAAAUCACCUCGGACUUUGCAUCCUUCUAUGAAAUUCUGUGAGAAUUUUUUCUAAUAAGUUGAUUCUCUGGCAUCUUUUUUUUUUCAAUAACUCAUCACUGGUGGUACUUUUUCUUAAGGAAUAAACUAAUUUUUUUAUGUUUUAACAUUGGACAGUUUUUGAUGAGUCAGAAGCUAAAAGGUAAAAGAUGUAGCUACUAAAUGACAUGGGGGGUUAAAUUAAUAUUAAAAUAAUCCAACCUAGCACUUUUGAUGAUUUUUAUAUAAAGUUUAAUGUACAUUUCAUUCAAAAUAAUAAAUACUUAUUGCUGCUGAAAUUUCUUAAAUGCUAGUUGCUGUUAUAAUUAUGUUUACUGCAGUUCCAAAUUGCCCAUCUUCCCUUGCCUCAUUGGCAAUGUCUCAAAUGUAUUUCUCUCGAAUGGGCAUGUUGCUUCUCCCUAACUUAUCUAGAAGAUUUUUUAUUUUUUAUUGUAUCAUUCUUUCAUGACUUGUGAAGAAUAAUAUUAAUUAUGUUCACUACGUUCUAAACAAUUUCUAUGCCAUUAACAAUUAGGAAAUCAAUGCCUGGAGUCAGGAAUUUUAUAAUGUGUUAUGAAGUGUGUGUUAUCUAUUCAGUCAGUGGGUUAAAUAUUUCCUUCACCUAUUUUUGAGCAUCAACUAUAUGCCAGGCAUUGUGUAGAUCCUCAGGCUGCUGAACUGAGUUAGUUCUAAUACAACGCAAAUAAGAUCACUGCUUGACUUCUGUGGCUAGUGAGCUAUUCUACACCCAGCUAGGACUCUACCCCGGAAGUCCCACCAGGGAUAUCCCUGGUCCAUGUAGUUUAAACCACAUGAAACAAAUGUGAGAAGAUAGUGAGGCACGAAGCCUUCCUUAAACCUUGGAAAUCCAAAGCAAAACAAAAGAAACCUCAGGUAGCACUUUGAAGAGAGACUGUUGCCUGGUGCCCGAGUAGUUCUGUUAAGGAGAGAAGCCUUGAUGGCCUCGCUUGUCCUGGCUUUGAAGGUCAGAUGGCACAAGCCUGGAGUUGUUCAUUAUAGUAGAGUACACCACAAUUAUCUUAAAUGCAUGCGCAUCCACACUCUUCUGGGCCAAAUGCAAGCAUGUAGCGUCAGGUUGGUUUUAAUGGGAGGAAGUUUGUGCUUUGACACGCCUCUUUUCUGCUCAGAACAGUCAAAGGCUCCCCAUUGCUGAUGAAGAAAUUUCUUAGGCAAGUGUUCAAGGUUCUCCACUAUCCGAUCCAAACAGAUGUAUCCAGCUUUCACUUCACUCCAGCCGAAAACUCAUGAGUAAGCCAGAUCAGACUAUUCGCCAUUCUGAAUCAGACUGUGGUUUCCUGCUUCCAUGUAUGUUCAACUUCUGUUCUCCCUCCUCCGUAAUGCCAUCCUGUCCCUCUCUGUCUCAACGUCUCCAAAUCCUGCUUCUCAUUAGAGCCCCAGCCUAAAUCCAACCCCUUCCUAAAAAGCCUUCCCUUUUAUCUCAAAAUAAUUACUCCUUUGAAGUCUUUACUUAUUUAUUCUCUGACGGCACCUUUCAUUUUCUACCAUGUUGGCGGCAUAAGUGUUUUAUCCUCUUCCGAAUCUCCUUAGAAGGGAUGAUGUCUUUUUUUUUUUAACCCUCAUGUAAUGCCAAAUAAAACAUCUUGUACAGAGCAGGU